GGCAGCCGGCGCAGCGCGUACCUUUCCCUUUUUUGGGAUUGGGGCUGGCGGGGCAGGUCACGGGAGCUGCGAGUCCUCGCUCCCGCCGGCCCCUUCCCCGCCGCGGGACGCGGCAGGUACAGCCUGAAGGCGGUGGGAAAGGCAUAUCAUUCAGAAGAUAACCAUAUUGUAAUAUGAUGAAACUUGUGUUUACCGCUGUUACAGAACAGAAAAAAGUCAGCAUAUGUGAGCAAUAAAGCAGAAAUAAAAGCUUGUUACUGACAGAAUAUGUGCUGCUAAAAAUGUGUAUAUAGAUGCUGUCAUUUCAAUUUUCAGAAGAAAAUGCUGUCUAUUUAACUGCAGAAGAACAAGGCUUUGUCUUCCUGUAAUUCUGAAGUGAAAGUUGUCAUCAACAAGAAAACUAAAACCUUUAAAAGAUAGGCAUUAGUAGUAGAAUGCUGAAACAAACUUCUGGAUUAGCUUCAUUGGCUUUCCUGCUUCUUUUGCAUCCCAAAGCAUAAGCUCAAAUCGUCCCAGAAGGACAAGGUCCGCCAGUUUAUGGCAUUUACCCAGGCUGGUGAAAGGACUGCUAUAUACUGCUUAACACAGAAUGAAUGGAAACUAGAAGUGGCAACAGACAACUACUUCCAGAAUCCAGACUUGUACUACAAAGAAUCCAUGAAAAAUUCAGUAGACAAGAAGAAAUUAGAACAACUGUAUAAUCGAUACAAAGACCCACAAGAUGAAAAUAAAAUUGGCAUUGAUGGGAUUCAGCAGUUCUGUGAUGACUUAAGCCUGGACCCAGCCAGUAUCAGUGUUCUGGUUGUGGCAUGGAAAUUCAGGGCAGCUACUCAGUGUGAAUUCAGUAAAAAGGAAUUUGUUGAUGGCAUGACAGAGUUGGGGUGUGACACCACAGAAAAGCUAAAAGCUCUAUUGCCAAGACUGGAACAAGAGCUAAAGGAUCCAGCAAAGUUCAAAGAUUUUUAUCAGUUUACUUUUAACUUUGCUAAAAAUCCUGGACAAAAAGGUCUAGAUCUAGAAAUGGCAAUUGCAUACUGGAAUUUAGUCUUGUCAGGAAGAUUUAAAUUUUUAGAUCUUUGGAAUAAAUUUUUGUUGGAACAUCAUAAAAGAUCAAUUCCAAAAGAUACUUGGAAUCUUUUGUUAGAUUUUGGAAAUAUGAUUGCAGAUGAUAUGUCCAACUAUGAUGAAGAAGGAGCGUGGCCUGUUCUAAUAGAUGAUUUUGUGGAGUAUGCACGACCAGUAGUCACAGGAGGAAAACAUAAAACUUCCUAACCCCAGACUUGUUGGUAUGGACUAAAUGAACUGCACAGGGUAAUGAAGAUUUGUUAGCUGAUAACUGCGUGUUGGUGCUGGUCUCAGUGGUAGUGAUGACAUUCUGCAGACAAAACUGAAAUUCUUCCUUUCUGCCUAAAGAAAAUGAUGACUGACAUGUGGACACUUCAAGAACAAACUCAGAAGAUCCAAGCUGUUUGUAGGCUGUUGGCUUCAAUUAUUCUACUGGUUGUAUAAUAUAGGAUGUAGAUUUUGCAUGAUUUUAUACUUUGGAGAAAUUUAACUAGAGGCCAUUUUAUUACAGUUUUGACAGCAGAGCAUGCCAUUCAGUUCAUAAUCCAAAGUGAACACCAGCAGUUACAUAAAUAAAAAAUGUAUUAUAUUGUACUUAUAUUAAAAGCAGUAUUUGUGUUAUAUAAAUUAAAUCCAUAAAUAAAACUUAUGCAUUAUGUUGUAUUUUUAUAAAAGUUCUCUGCAUCUGUCUUAACACAGAAUUAUAAAAAAGCCCAAACAAUGAACUUUUGUUUUUAACUUACUGCCAUAUUUUUAAUUUGUGUUUUCACAUCCUAGAUGUAUACAGUGAUUACAUCCAGCCUUUUGCUUUCUCCCAGUGAAUUUUUGUUCCUCAUUUUUCUUCUGGAACUGCAUGGACAUGUAACAAUAGCAUUGCUGAGGCCAGGCUGCUGUUCUAUGCUGUGUUGUAACUCCAGCUUUUUUAGUACCCAUUUUAAGGUUGACAUUAAACAACCAAAGAUGCUUUUAUAAUUCGUGUUUAGUUAUCAUAAUUCAGUUGGUCUCCAAUUAUGUGUUUUAUUUCUUUUUAAUAAGGAACUGGCGGAAUAUGGAUUUUAUUUGAAGCUUGAAACAUAUCAUAAAUUGUAGCUAUAUGCAACAUAGUUGCAAAUGUAUUUCCUGGAACUUCUCAUGGAAAAUACACGUGAAUAAGCCAAACUUGUUGGCUUCCACUUUAUACUAAUGAUAGUCUUCAUGCCUGUGAAUGUAUUGUGCAUUCAGUUGUAUUUCUAUAAGGGAGGAAAAAAUCAAAUUAAUGCAGUUUCAGUGAUCUCAAGGCUGUUGAAAUUGGACCAGUUUUCACCAAAUCUGAAUUUGUUCACUCGUUUCUCCCCUUUGCUGGCCACUGAUUAUGAAGUGCACAGAGGUGUCUGUCUCUUCUCAUCAGUGUCUUCUGAUGUCUAAGCACAAAAAAGUUUUACCAGAAACUCUUCAGCAUGUCUUCGCACAAGGCUCUUGCAAAUGCUACCUCAUCAAAAUGAGUUUGUCAUAGCCACUGUAAAAAUUUGUUAAAAUGAAGAGUUGCUAAAGAGUAUGUACAGCUAUGAUCAAUAUAUUUUCUGUAUUUAAGGCUGAAUAUAUGUGAGAAUUUUGGAGAAAAUAGUGCAUUAAGUUAUAUAAAUUGUAAUUGUUUGGAUUGUUGAAGUGUUGCAUGACAGCUGACUAAUUUAUUUUGUAGUUCCCAGGGUAUAAAAGCUUACAACAUUCUCCUAAACUCUAAUAUUUAGAGUUUCAUACAAGGAGUCAGCUUUCAUUAUGUCACCACAACCUGCAAGAACAAGUGUCCAUGCUGCAUACAAACACUGCCUUCAUUCUUCCACUUGAUAGAAUUUCAGUUGUGCAUGAUGUUUAAAAAGCAGGACGAGGAAAAAUUUGAAAGAAUUUGUGGCUUUUGUUCUUAGUAAGAGCCUAGCAAGCAAUUUACAAAUGCCCUGUGAGUGAUUUGUUAUGGAUAUUUGUGUCUUUGUUGUGUGUGUCAGCCCUGGCUGAGCAGCCGCCAGGUGUCAGCGUCUGAGCUUGCUGCUGCCUGGUGCUCCUGUGCAUACUUAUCCACUGAGGUUAUCCUAAAUUAACUGCUUUCUGACUGCAUCUUUUUAGAAGGGCAUUUGUGUAUGUAACUCCAAGUAUUCUGCAGAAGUCAGUGGAGAGCUAGAACUAGUUAUGCUCUCUUUACUGUGGUUGAUUUAUCUAUGCCUCCUCCCUAAAACAAGCCAUUUCUGUGUCUGUCCUGCAGGCUUUGCAGAAUGUGUAACGAGUGCGUUUACCUAGCCAGAAGCAGUGGAAUGCUUGUUAUUCACACAAUUGCCACUUAAAAUCUAUAGAUAAAAUUUACCUGACCAGAAGUAGCUUAAUCAAAUGAUACCUGAUGUAGCUGAACUUUCAUAGCACUAAAGCUUUGCACUGAAACAUUUGCACAUGGUGAGAGCUCCAUCAAAUCAUUCUGGUGAACCUUCUAGCUUUUAAAAUAAAUAGAGCAUAAAAAACGCAUGUGGGUUGAGGUUUAUUUUCCUUGUUAGUCGGAGCAAGAAGGAAGGUGCUUAGCCCAGGAUUUAGUGUGUGUGUGUGUGUAUACAUAUAUAUGUAUACACAUGCACACAUUUACUCUUAAACCUCAGUCCUGGGGGGGAUCCUUCAUGGGUGACAGCUUCCAGCAGACCAAGACUGGGCAAAAUACUCCAAAGAUGGUAGUUGAAUAUUGUCAGACAGCUCUUGAUGUUUGCUCUGCUUUUCCUUUUUCUUCUAUUCUUCCUGAUCCUCUACCCAUUUUAGACCGCAUGUGAUUUUUACAUUCCCAUACAUAAUAGCAUGAAGUAACAUCUUUCCACUUGAACAGUUGUAAAAAAAAUGCAAACUCCUUUCACCUUACAAGUUUCUUACAUAUUUUAAUAAUUUGCUGCUGUCUACUUUACAGGGUACUCUGGCUUCCAUUUUAAGUAAACUGAUACAGUGGUAACACCUAGGCUGCUGAAUUUAUAAUCCUAAAUGGUAAGAUGUCUUCAAGUUGUUCAGUGCAUACAGUAUUACUUCACAGAUAUGCUGUAUGUAUUUUUAAACUUGGUGCCAAGUUGUUUGGUUUGAAACUGAGCCAUAGGAUUUGUACUUGCCAAUUCUAAAUUUAAAUGUUAUUUAUCAUGUGUGUCAUGCCAAGGAGAGCAAACCUGCAGGUAUCUGCUCAUUCAAUGCAUCUGGGAGAUUUGCUGCUCAGUAAGCUGUAUGUGUGUGUAUAUUUUUUGGCAAUGGAAAAAGGAAUAAAUGGACUGUCAAAGGAUUGAAGUCAGUCAUGUGAGAUGUCUGUAUAGUUCUCGUCGUUUUUCUGCUUUAGAAGUCUUGGUUUAGUUGGAGGUUUUUGUUGUUUUCUGGUUCAUUUUUUAGGUGGUUGUGUUACUACAUCAGUGAGAAGAGGGCAAGGAUGUAACUCAUUAAUUUUUAAAUGACGUUAAUAAAUGUAUGGUUUGGUCA
This is a messenger RNA of Cinclus cinclus, 4524 nucleotides long. RefSeq names its product defective in cullin neddylation 1 domain containing 2 (gene DCUN1D2). The coding region runs from base 538 to 1272 and encodes 244 amino acids. Gene Ontology annotation, molecular function: cullin family protein binding; ubiquitin conjugating enzyme binding; ubiquitin-like protein binding. The record is from RefSeq and is a predicted model, not a curated record. The transcript has 7 exons. Gene Ontology annotation, biological process: positive regulation of ubiquitin-protein transferase activity; protein neddylation. NCBI's taxonomy places the organism in Eukaryota, Metazoa, Chordata, Aves, Passeriformes, Cinclidae. Gene Ontology annotation, cellular component: ubiquitin ligase complex.